Molecule: messenger RNA, 1308 nt
Organism: Varanus komodoensis (Komodo dragon)
Lineage: Eukaryota; Metazoa; Chordata; Lepidosauria; Squamata; Varanidae
Gene: CPA6
Product: carboxypeptidase A6
Exons: 11
Coding region: 1-1308 (435 amino acids)
Biological process (GO): proteolysis
Molecular function (GO): metallocarboxypeptidase activity; zinc ion binding
Source: RefSeq, a predicted model, not a curated record
AUGAAGCUGCACAGGAGAGGGUCCGCUCUUCUCCUUUUCUUCCUGCUCACCCUGCAGGCUGAGGCGACGCUGGUGCGAAGCUACCUUUACGAUAACCGCUAUGCGGGGGAUAAGGUGAUACGGGUUGUUCCAGAGAAUGACAGAGAAGCAGAGAUGCUGAAGGUUCUUGCUCAGCAACUUAAGGUGGACCUGUGGCAGCCUGGUAGCAUCUCCUACAUUUCCAAGGGUGCCAUUACAGAUGUCCGUGUAUCAAGGAACAAUUCACAAAUUCUUCUACCCUACCUGCAACAAGCGAGCAUCCAGUAUAUAGUCCUCAUAUCUGAUCUGCAAAAAGCAGUAGAAAAGCAAAGUGGUUCGAGGUUAUCUAGAAACCGGAGAUCAUUAUCAGGAUACAGCUAUGAAGUAUAUCAUUCACUGGAAGAAAUUCAAAGUUGGAUGUAUCAUUUGAACAAAACUCAUUCAGAUCUUGUUCACAUGUUCUGUGUGGGCAAGUCAUAUGAAGGAAGACCACUUUUUGUGCUAAAGCUAGGCAAAAGAACACGCGUUUAUAAGAAAGCUGUCUGGAUGGACUGUGGAAUCCAUGCAAGGGAAUGGAUUGGCCCAGCCUUUUGCCAGUGGUUUGUGAAAGAAGCUCUUCAAACAUAUCAGAGUGAUCCAGCCAUGAGAAGAAUGCUAAAUCAGUUGUAUUUCUAUAUCAUGCCUGUUUUUAAUGUGGAUGGAUACCAUUUUAGUUGGACCCAUGAUCGAUUUUGGAGAAAAACAAGAUCAAAGAAUUCAAGGUUCCACUGCCAUGGCGUAGAUGCUAAUCGUAAUUGGAAAGUGAAAUGGUGUGAUGAAGGUGCUUCUCUCCACCCCUGUGAUGACACCUACUGUGGUCCUUUCCCAGAAUCUGAGCCAGAAGUUAAGGCUGUAGCUCAGUUCCUUCGCAAACACCGGAAGCAAAUAAAAGCUUAUUUGUCUUUUCAUGCAUAUGCCCAAAUGUUGUUGUAUCCAUACUCUUAUAAGUAUGAAAUUAUCCCAAAUUUCAGCUGUGUGGAAUCUGCAGCUCUUAAUGCUGUAAAUGCCUUACAAUCAGUGCAUGGGAUAAAGUACCGAUACGGCCCUGCCUCAAGCACUUUGUAUGUGAGUUCUGGCAGUUCUAUGGACUGGGCAUACAAAAAUGGUAUCCCCUAUGCCUUUGCAUUUGAGCUGCGUGAUACAGGUCAUUUUGGAUUUUUACUGCCGGAGACCCUAAUCAAGCCAACUUGUACAGAGACUAUGCUGGCUGUUAAAAAUAUAACCAUGCACUUGCUAAAGAAGUGUUACUAG